AGUUUGCUCAUCGAUGGCUGAUACUCGACCAUUCAAGAGAGCCAAAGUCGAAGGGACUAUACAUAAAAGGGUACCUCAAAGACCCGCUACUGUUCCAACCGACAUUUAUGUUUCCAAAACCAGUAAAACAACCGUGCUCGUGAAUCGCAUUAAACGAUUAAUGGUGAACGAAAAACGUCCGACAGUGACAUUGCACGGUUUGGGUGCCAUGGUGGUUCGUGCCAUGGGCGUUGCUUUGGCCGCUCAAGAACAAAUGAACCAUCAUGUGGAUCUCAAACCCACCACCGAUACUAUCAAGCUGAUUGACGAUGUGAUACCAGAAGAUAUGGACGAGGAUUUGGGAACCCAAGUCCGGAUGAAUUCUGCGAUUCACAUUAAAAUCAUUGCCAAAUCAAGCUUGGCAGAACUUCAACAAAAGGCCGGGCCUCUGCCGGCUCACCCCUCCCGAAAAAUGUAAAUAGCAAAAACGGUGUCUUAUUCGC
Molecule: messenger RNA, 482 nt
Organism: Radiomyces spectabilis
Lineage: Eukaryota; Fungi; Mucoromycota; Mucoromycetes; Mucorales; Radiomycetaceae
Exons: 4
Coding region: 14-457 (147 amino acids)
Biological process (GO): tRNA 5'-leader removal
Cellular component (GO): ribonuclease MRP complex; nucleolar ribonuclease P complex; nucleus
Molecular function (GO): nucleic acid binding
Source: RefSeq, a predicted model, not a curated record